AUGUCUGUCAAGAACCCCGAUUUCCCUGCCUCGGCCGCCUUUGACGCGAUCAACGAGGCUCUCGCCGACGAAGCCCAGCGCAAGGAUGCCAUCAAGCAGGCUGCUGGCGUCUACGCCUUCACCCUGACCAACUCCGCCGGCAAGGAGGCUUCGUGGCACAUUGACCUGAAGCAGUCCGGCAAGGUCGGCACCGGCGUUGCUCCCGCUGGUGGAAAGGCCGAUGUCACCCUUGUUCUCGGCGAAGACGACUUCUCGAGCCUGGUCUCCGGCAAGGCCAAUGCGCAGCGCCUUUUCAUGGGCGGAAAGCUCAAGAUCAAGGGCAACAUCAUGAAGGCCACCAAGUUGGACCCCGUCUUGAAGAAGGCCCAGACCAAGGCCAAGCUGUAA
Messenger RNA from Talaromyces rugulosus, 387 nucleotides. RefSeq lists its product as uncharacterized. The transcript is spliced from 3 exons. The record is from RefSeq and is a predicted model, not a curated record. Lineage: Eukaryota; Fungi; Ascomycota; Eurotiomycetes; Eurotiales; Trichocomaceae. Gene Ontology annotation, cellular component: cytosol. The coding region runs from base 1 to 387 and encodes 128 amino acids.